AUGUGUGACUGCGUCUGUGUGAUGUUUCUGUUUGUGCUUUUCAUGGGAGCCUUUGGAGCAGAAGAAGACACUUUGCUCUGUGAAAUGCUCGGUAGCCCAGAGUCUCCUCUGUUACAGAAGGAAGGAGAUAUCACUAUUGGAGGAGCUUUUUCCAUCCAUAGCCAAAUGUCAAAGACUCCACUCUCCUUCACAGAUACUCCACAACAUCUCACAUGCUCCAGGAUAAAUUUCAGAGAAUUUCGUUUUGCCCAAACAAUGAUGUUUGCCAUUGAGGAGAUCAACAACAGCAGCUCUCUGUUGCCUAAUAUCUCAAUUGGUUAUAAGGUGUUUGACAGCUGCGGUUCAACACUGCCUUCAAUGCGAGCUGUGAUGGGUCUAAUGAAUGGACAAGAAAGGAGUUUGGGAAAAACCUGCUCCAGCCAGUCAUCUGUUCAUGCCAUCAUUGGAGCCUCUGAGUCCUCCUCAACCAUUGUGAUGCUACAAAUUUCAGGGAUUUUCCAAAUACCAGUGAUCAGCCACUUUGCAACUUGUGCUUGUCUGAGUAACAGAAAGGAGUACCCCUCCUUCUUCAGAACCAUCCCCAGUGACUACUAUCAGAGCAGAGCCUUGGCAAAACUGGUCAAACACUUUGGCUGGACGUGGGUUGGGGCGGUUAGAAGUGACAAUGAUUACGGUAACAAUGGCCUUGCAACAUUUAUCACAGCUGCAAGUCAGGAGGGGGUCUGCAUUGAGUACUCAGAGGCCAUCUCAAGGACUGACCCCAGCGAGCAGGUUUCCAGGGUGGUCAGAGUGAUCCAAAGCGGCAGUGCAAGGGUUUUAGUGGCCUUCCUCGCCCAGAGUGAGAUGGACAUUCUGCUUGAGGAAGCUCUGAAACAGAACUUGACAGGGCUGCAGUGGGUGGGCAGUGAGUCCUGGAUUACAGCAGGUCAUCUUGCUACUAAGAGCUACUCAGGAAUCCUGACAGGGUCUCUGGGCUUCACUAUCAAAAAGACAAAAAUCACAGGCCUGCGGGACUUUCUUUUGCAGGUGAACCCAAGUCAAGACCCACAGAAUAAUCUGCUGAGAGAGUUCUGGGAAGCCACAUUUGGUUGUAGUUUCCAGUCCAGUCUGCAUGGUCAGACCCAGUGCUCUGGCUCGGAGAGACUACAGGACAUUGACAAUCCUUUCACAGAUGUGUCAGAGCUACGGAUAUCUAACAAUGUGUAUAAGGCUGUGUAUGCUGUGGCUCAUGCCAUGCAUAACAUGUUAGAAUGUGGACAAAGUGGUGAAGUGGUGAAUCAGUCGUGCAUCUGGAAAGAUGAUUUUGAGCCAAAACAGGUCGUAAAACACCUCCAAGAUGUGAAUUUCACUCUUCAGUCAGGAGAAAGAGUCUAUUUUGAUGGCAAUGGAGACCCUGCAGCAACUUAUGAGCUGGUGAACUGGCAGAGAAACCCAGCAGGAGAUAUCAUGUUUGUGGCUGUAGGGAGCUACGAUGCUUCACUACCAAGUGGGAAGCAGUUCACCAUGAACGGAAUAAACAUAACAUGGGCUGCCGAAUCCCCAAAGAGGCCGCAGUCCGUCUGUAGUGAGAGUUGUCUGCCAGGUUUCCGGCAGGCCGUGAUUAAAGGCAAACCUAUCUGCUGUUUCUCCUGCAUCGCCUGUGCUGCUGGAGAGAUCAGCAAUUCCAGCAAUUCUGCAGAGUGUUCCUCAUGUCCACUGGGGUACUGGUCAAAUGAAGAUCACAGCCAGUGCGUUCCAAAGGUGAUCGAGUUCCUGUCUUAUGGAGAAACCAUGGGGGCCCUCCUCACUGCUUUCUCAUUGUUCGGAGCAAGUUUAACUCUGGCGGCGUCAUGUAUCUUCUUUCAGUUUCGUCACACACCUCUCGUCAAAGCUAGUAACUCUGAGCUGAGCUUCCUGCUGCUCUUCUCCUUGACUCUGUGUUUCCUGUGCUCUCUCACCUUCAUCGGCCGACCCACUGAGUGGUCCUGCAUGCUGCGACACACAGCUUUUGGCAUUGCCUUUGCCUUGUGCAUGUCUUGUAUCUUGGCUAAAAACAUAGCAGUGGUGAUUGCUUUCAAGGCGAAAAGGCCAGCAAACACAGUCCCUCAGUGUUCUGCGCCGCUUCAGAGAACAAGUGUUCUCAGCUGUACUUUACUGCAGGUUUUACUUUGCGUGGUGUGGUUAACUCUUGCCCCUCCAUCCCCCUACAAAAAUACUGCUCAUGCCACUGAAAGGAUUAUUCUAGAGUGUGAUUUAGGUUCACCUGUAGGGUUCUGGGCUGUCUUGGGGUACAUAGGACUCCUGGCUGUGCUAUGCUACAUCCUUGCUUUUCUGGCUCGAAAGCUGCCGGAUAAUUUCAAUGAAGCCAAAUUCAUCACUUUCAGCAUGCUGAUAUUCUGUGCAGUCUGGGUCACUUUUAUCCCAGCUUAUGUCAGCUCUCCAGGGAAGUUCACUGUAGCUGUAGAGAUAUUUGCUAUUCUGGCCUCCAGCUUUGGGCUACUUUUCUGUAUAUUUGCACCAAAAUGUUAUAUUUUACUGUUAAAACCAGAACAAAACACUAAAAAACACAUGAUGGCGAGAACCCAGUCAAACUUACCAUAA
This is a messenger RNA of Chelmon rostratus (copperband butterflyfish), 2580 nucleotides long. RefSeq names its product extracellular calcium-sensing receptor-like. Gene Ontology annotation, biological process: G protein-coupled receptor signaling pathway. The transcript has 6 exons. Bases 1 to 2580 code for a protein of 859 amino acids. The record is from RefSeq and is a predicted model, not a curated record. Gene Ontology annotation, cellular component: membrane. Gene Ontology annotation, molecular function: G protein-coupled receptor activity. Lineage: Eukaryota; Metazoa; Chordata; Actinopteri; Chaetodontiformes; Chaetodontidae.